This is a messenger RNA of Fundulus heteroclitus (mummichog), 5737 nucleotides long. RefSeq names its product zinc finger CCCH-type containing 7Bb (gene zc3h7bb). Gene Ontology annotation, molecular function: miRNA binding; metal ion binding; protein binding. Bases 269 to 2962 code for a protein of 897 amino acids. The transcript is spliced from 21 exons. NCBI's taxonomy places the organism in Eukaryota, Metazoa, Chordata, Actinopteri, Cyprinodontiformes, Fundulidae. Gene Ontology annotation, biological process: miRNA processing. The record is from RefSeq and is a predicted model, not a curated record.
GGCCGCAAUGUGACCUGGAAACUUGUUGCGAUUUAACCGCUGGCUGAAGCAGCUAGCCGCUAGCUACGUUGGGGAGAUCCAGUCCGAUUUGUAGCUGGAGCAAGGAAACCCGGGCUUGGUCCACUCUCCAAUGACACAGACACACACCGUGCAAAAAUGCUGCUUGUUAUUGACUGAUAUUCGGUUGUCCAGUUUUCCCAAACCUUUGUCUCCAACGCACCGGGGCGCUAGCUAACCCUGAUCCGAAAAGCGCAGUAACUUCUCGAUCAUGGAACCUGAUCGACAGAAGCGAAGAGAGGAGAUCCAGAGGGCAAUGAGCUUUAUCCAGUCGUCGUUGCCCUUUCCUGAACCAGAGAGUUAUGAGGCCUUUCUGAUCCAGUUGGUGUGCAACCUGCUCGAUGAGGGAAACUCCUGUUUCCGAGACUGCGACUGGCGUCAAGCGGCCCAGCAGUACGGAGAGGGGGUCUGCGUCGCCCGCUAUGCACAGGCCGAAGCCGUCAUCAUCCCACAUAAGUUGCUGGAGAGCCUCUACGUUAACAGGGCCGCUGCCUUCUACCAGUUGAGGGAGUAUCAGCGUGGCGUUCAGGACUGCGAGAGUGCCCUGUGCGUGUCCGAGGGCAGCUGCAGGGCGUUGUACCGAAAGACGCUCUGCCUGAGGGAGUUGGGGAGGCUCAGAGAGGCUUACGAGAGCGGGACCAAAUGUCUCCUCACGGCGCCACAUGAUAUGCUAGUUAUCAACCUGGCCCAGGAUCUGGCCAGCAAGCUGGGCUUGAAGGGCCGUAAAGCCUACGUCAGCCCGCAGACCGAGUCGACGUCCACAGAAGGGGAGAGUCAUGGGGAAACCUCCCCACCCACUGGAGAAAUGUCCACCAAUGGGCUGGAGUCCCUGGGUGACAUUGGACCAGCGGACCUGUCAAACGCACAGUGCAUCCCCGCCCCUCUGGCCACGCCCAUUCCUGUCAGCGAUGACCCGACAACCACAGUGGUGACGUCGUGCACCGAGCUGUCAGAGAGCCCCAGCAGCCAGACGCUGCCUCCCAUGCCGUACUCUGUCCCCGUGUCGGAGCACAUGGAGGAAUGCAGCAGCAGUGUGAUUAAGGAGGGGCUGGACAGCCUUCUGGACUGUAUGCCCAAAAAAGUUAGUGAGAGUCCGGUUCAAGGUGCCAUCCCCACCAACCUUCCCAACACGGCCGUGGGUCUUCGGCCUCCUUACUCACCGAGCCUUCCAGCUCCGUCCCCCCAGCUUCCCCCAGCCUUCUUCAGCUCCUCCGUCAGCGAGAUGCCGUCUCUGGAGCCCUACUCACCGUUGCAGGACCAGGGCUCCACCCAGGCGCAGGACGCACUGGGAAGCUUUUCUGCCGGGCCCGCAGAUGGAGAAGGGAAAGGAGUCGCUGCUGGGGGGCUGGACUCGUUGUCUGAGUACACUCUUCCUGGUGGGCGGAUUUGUCACAGCUUCAUCCCUGGAAUGCGCAACCAUAGUGCCGGCCACACUAAUGGACCGGGAGGAACCAACCUCUCUCUCCUCUCCAGGAAUCCUCUGGCAGCCACUCAUGAGUUUCGGCAGGCUUGCCAUGCCUGUUACAGCCGAAUAGGUCCUCGAGUGAUGGACUACAAGUAUCAGCCAGAGGCAGCACACCGCUGCAAGAGAGACGUGCUGCUGUGUCGCCUCAGAAACACGGAGGAUCCCACCUGGAAGAGGAUUCGACCCAGGCCCGCACGGAAUAACUUCCUGGGGGCCUUCGUCCUCUGUAAAGAGGUACAGGAGCGUCAGGAGUGCCAGUACGGGGAGAACUGCACGUUCGCCUACUGCCAGGAGGAGAUCGACGUGUGGACGCAGGAGAGGAAGGGCGCGCUGAGCCGGGAGCUCCUGUUCGACCCGCUGGGCAGCACUGAGAGGCGGGCGCUCAGCGUCACCAGACUGCUGCAGCUCCACAUGGGCAUGUUCAUGUUCCUCUGUGAGGAAUGCUUCGACAGUAAGCCUCGGAUCAUCAGCAAACGCAGCAAAGAGAAUUUAGGAGUCUGCUCGAACCUCACAGCGCGGCACCCAUUCGACGAUAACAAGUGCCUGGUCCAUGUGGUGAGGUCGGCCAACGUGCGCUACAGUAAGGUCCGACCCCUGCACCCCCUCUGCCAGUUCGACAUUUGCCGGCACGAGGUCCGCUACGGCUGCCAGCGCGAGGACAGCUGCUCCUUUGCUCACUCGGUUAUCGAGCUGAAAUGCUGGGUUCUGCAGCAGGACACUGGAAUUACCCAUGAGGAGAUGGUGCAGGAGUCCAAAAGGCACUGGCAAAGGCUGGAGCAGAACUCACAAAAGCAACACAAGCCGAUCCACAUACCCCAUCCAAGCAGCAGCGUACCUGCUGGGGGGAUGGGGGUCCUUGGAGGCGGAGACGGCGUGGGAGCGGGUGGCGUGGGUCCUGUAGGAGGUUUUGGGGUGGGGGGGCUGGUCGGAGGGGGAGGAAGGGGGCGCCCCCUCAAUCUGAAAAUGAAGUUUGUCUGUGGUCAGUGCUGGCGAGAAGGACAGGUCAACGAGCCCGAUAAGAACCUCAAGUACUGCACUGCCAAAGCGCGCCACAGCUGGACCAAAGAGCGCAGAGUCUUGCUCGUGAAGUCCUUCGAGAAGAAGAAGUGGGUGGUUGUCCGACCUCUUCCCUUCUCUCGCUCAUACCCACAGCAAUAUGAUAUGUGCGUGCAUGUGAUGAAGCAGAAGAAGUGCCACUAUAUCGGGAACUGCUCCUUCGCACACAGCCUGGAGGAGAGGGACGUGUGGACGUACAUGAAGAACAACAACCUGAGAGACAUGCAACAGAUGUACGAACUGUGGCUGCAGCUCACCAAUCAGAACAGACGGACAGAAAACUCAGCCGUAACCCCGCCCCCUGACGACAAGCAGGUCACCAUAACGGCAGAUUACACUGAAAACCUCGGAGGCCAGCCUCUGUCCGAUGGCGAUGACCUCUGAUGGUUGCUCACUGGAAACUGCUCUGACCAUCGCUGAGCUGCGGAGAUGGAGGCGAGCCGUCCCUCACCAGGUGCAGCCGAGCCGCCCGUCCUCCUGCCAGUCCGACCACCUGUGAGAAAGCGGAUGGAGCGGAAGACUUUUGAACCCCCCGAUCACAUCUUCACGCACUCAAACAUUUACAUGCAACACACAAACCCGACAGGCACCGGUUAUCACAAACAGAAGGCCUUUUGAAGCGAGAUCUAAAAGUUCGGCUUUAACUUAUUUUUCUGUCACGCUGCAGGAAUUCCACAGCCUAGUUUUGCUCUAAAACAAUUUCCUUCCCCGGUACGUUGAGUCUGUGUCCCCCUGGCGCCUCUUUUCUUCUCCCCGGCACUGAAACGGUUCGCAGCAGGCCGCGCUGGUCGCAGUCCGUAAAUCCGCUUGGCAACACUUAUACGUGUUGCGCUCUUAUUUUUAAUGCUGAACCACUGCGAGAGCUGAAAAUAGCCAAGCUCCCACUGCUUUCGAAGGUGAUUAUAACUCAAACUCUAAAGCAAGAGAGGUUUCAUGUGGACACGCCUCACUAACUAAAAAAAGAAGAAGCAAAAAAAACAAAUCCUAAUCUCUUUCCUUUACAGGAAUCUGAAAGGAGGGAUCAAACUGAAUUGAGAUCGAUUCGGAGCAUUUCUUUUUCCCAAGGGGAGUUACACUUCCUUGUUAUAUCUGCCAUAUUGGUGGAAAGUUUUGAAUGUAACGCCUUCCCAGGCCUUCAAAACAAGGAAGUGAGCGAGUCGUUUGAAGUGUUAAUGUUGGAGAAUGUCUGUAGGCAUCAUGGCAUGCCUAGAAACCUGCGUGACAUUUAAGUUUCAUACCAGCUGCUCCUGCGUCAGAUCAUCUCUCUCUCUAACACACAUUCAAGUUCCCUUCAGUUUGACAGAAGAGACAUUAAAAUGGCUUUUUGGCUCCGAACGGAAGAUUGUUUUGCAUCAGUUGCUGCAAGAAAACGUAGAUUUACUAUAAAUGACUUUGCUGCACCAGUGUGAAGAUGACCGAGGCACAGAAAAUGUGUGUUUUUUUUAUUUUUUAUUUUAAAUGGUUGGAUCGCAUUAACCCGACGCUUAAAACGUUGGGCAACACACACAAAAAAAAACACACAAAAAAAAAACAAUCGCUGGCCUGUCGGUUCCCAAAUCCACAGUCCCUUGCUAAAAAGGAAAGAUUUUUAAAGAUGAUGACGUUCAUGUCUCAGUUGGAAACAUCCUCCUGCAGCCUUUAGUUGGAAAUGCAGUGUUCCUGUCUGACCCAAAUAGUUUGUUUUCGGUGGUUCAGAGAGGGGCUCAACAUAAGUCUUCUGGCCUGAGACUUGGUAAGGAUUCACACCGCAUAUCGUGCCUAGAAACGACACACAAACACCCAUGUAGAGCUGCACAUACACACGCAAAAGCUGGCAGGAAACUUGUUGCCAUCUUCUUCUAGCCUUUUAUGUAGACAGACGCAUAAGGAGAGUAUGUCUUUAUUCAGCUACACACAUAUUAUACAUACAUAUGAUAUACAUACUACUACUAAUAAAUAACUUAGCAGUUAAGCUUAAUAAAUAUAUAUAACCUGAAAACUUGUAUUGAUUACAUAGAUAAACUUCUUGUUAUUGAGGUUUUGCUAUAUUGACAUGUAUCGCUGAACUAGAUGACUAUAGUAUUUUUGUUUUUUUUUGUUCUUUUUUAUUAUUUAGAGAUUUUUUUUGUUUAUUUCUUUAAGUGUGGGUUGUUCCAGACAAGGUCUUUGGACCAGGUUUAACUGGCUAACGACUUCAAAUUAAAGGUCUAGAUAGUUUGGACUGAGAACAGGGCGGCAGAGAUGAGGCCGAGUCAAAUGGCUUUUUUUUUUUUUUUUCUUUUUUUUUUUUUCUUUAAAUUGUAAAAGCAACGUUGAAAAUGAAAGUUUACUUUUAGUUACAUUUUAUUUCAACGGUUAAGAAAGAUGAUGCAGGAAAGCAGCAGAGCAGAAUGUGACGUGGUCCCCACCUGGGGAUCACACGCUGUCCAUAAUCCGGCCUUCGUCUGGAACAGCCCAGGUAUUAGCUUCUUUGAGGGAUCGUAUUACUAUCACUCCUAGUAUUAUGAUGAAUAUGAUGACUAUAAUUAUUGCUAUCUAUUGACUAUUCCUAUUUUACUUCUAUAUGCUAUUGAUAUAUGUAUGUUAAUUGCAAUGUAUACCUUUCUCUUUAUAUAUGUAUCCAUGUACGAAUAUGAUAAUUGACAGUAAUUACGCCUCUGCGUGCUGCUGGGCACAGCUCUGCCUCUGCGCAGUCACAAGAUUGAUCAGGCACAGACAGAUCUGGACACAAAGGCACGCACGGAGGCCUGUAUACUCCCAUAUAGCGCCUUAUUCAUUAUACUUCACCUAUAAGAUACAUACAUACCCCUAUUGUAUAAUCGUACUCACUAUAUACAGUAUGAUACCUGAUAACCAUAUGAUAAUACUUAGACAUCCUUUAUAAGGUGUUUUAGAUAAGAAAUGGUGGCCUGUCUUCUCUUUUUUUCCGUGGCUGUGAAAAGUGUGCCGUGAUCAGAAACCGGUUUCUUUUUGGAAGUUAAAAAGCUCAGAGCCACAGUCAGAUGCUCUUUACCUUUCAUUUCAGCUCCGAUUAGCCGGAGUCCCAACGAGUAGCGGUGAGCAGGAACUGGCAGCGAUCAGUUUAAGGUCCCAGUUGUUAAUCUGUGUGACAGUUGCAGGAUUUUUUUUUUUUUUUUUUUUUGACCAAGCCUUUUCUAAAAGUGAAUUUAAAAAAAAAAA